UUGAUGCGUCCCCCCUCCGAUUGUGCAUGAAUGUUAGGUACUCGAUGGCUUGCUUUCUCCCAACCCUCUGCUUCGGUUGUGCGAUCCCGUAGUGGUGGCGAUUAAUGGCGGCGGCAGGGACGCGCGGGGCGAUGGUGGUCGGAGACGAAGGUGAUCUGAAGGCGACCUUCCGCCAGGUCUACGGUCGCCUCAAGUCGGAGCUUUUCGAAGAUGCCGCCUUCGACUACACCGACGAGGCUCGUCAAUGGAUCGACAGGAUGCUGGACUACAAUGUACCUGGAGGCAAGCUGAACCGUGGAAUCUCUGUCAUUGAUAGCUACAAGUUGCUUAAAGAAGGAACCCAACUCAGUAAUGAAGAAGUCUUUCUUGGAUGUGCCCUUGGUUGGUGUAUUGAAUGGCUUCAAGCAUAUUUUCUAGUCCUUGAUGAUAUCAUGGAUAACUCACACACUAGACGUGGUCAGCUAUGUUGGUUUAGAGUUCCUAAGGUUGGACUUAUUGCUGUAAAUGAUGGAAUCCUACUUCGCAAUCACAUUCCUCAGAUUCUUAAAAGGCAUUUUAAGGGAAAGCCUUACUACGUAGAUCUCCUUGAUUUGUUUAAUGAGGUUGAGUUUCAGACAGCUUCAGGGCAGAUGCUGGAUCUCAUUACUACUCAUGAAGGAGAAAAGGAUUUGUCCAAAUACACGAUGACAGUUUACAAUCGUAUCGUGCAAUACAAAACUGCCUAUUAUUCCUUCUAUCUACCAGUAGCGUGUGCACUGCUAUUGGCAGGUGAAAAUUUGGACAAUUUUGUUGAUGUGAAGAACAUUCUUGUUGAAAUGGGCACAUAUUUCCAAGUGCAGGAUGACUACCUAGAUUGCUUUGGUGAUCCUGAAGUGAUCGGGAAGAUUGGAACCGACAUUGAAGAUUUUAAAUGCUCUUGGCUUGUAGUUCAAGCUUUAGAACGUGCUAAUGAGAGCCAAAUAAAUUUUUUGUUGGACAACUAUGGAAAAUCUGAUCCAACUUGUGUUGCAAAAGUGAAAAGUAUCUAUAGAGAUCUUGAUCUCCAGAAUGCAUUUUCCGAGUAUGAGCGGACCAGUUAUGAACGACUUAUAUCUGCAAUUGAAGCCCUGCCAAGCAAAGCAGUUCAGGGUGUUUUGAAGUCUUUCCUGCACAAGAUCUACAAGCGGCAGAAGUAGUUCCACUGACUUCUGGUGAUUUUACCUUGAUUUGUCAUUGUAGCUUGACUUCUGUGUCUUGUCGUGCUAUGCUUUUAAUGAAACCAUGUUCAUUAUAACCAGUUUGGGCUGAUCUUGGUUUUAAAAGGUAGAGACAUGGUCAUUGUGGAUAUCUACAAGCCUAGAAUCCAUCAGUCAACCCAGCUUCUUCCUGAUAAUUUUCCAGAUCCUACUUUAGCUAAUGUUGCAACAGGUGAUGAAAAUUUUCCAAGUUAGCAUUUUUUUUUUUCAUUUGUUCCUGUGGUUAACACUUUGACUGACCCACAGAAUCUUUUGCUCUAUGAUGUAAUAUGGAAGUCAAUGGUUGUAAUUAGGAUUUUUCCUUUUUGUAUUCCUAACACCAUGUCAAUGCAACAGUGAUGCUGAUCAUUCUCGAUCCUA
Molecule: messenger RNA, 1595 nt
Organism: Musa acuminata AAA Group (dessert banana)
Lineage: Eukaryota; Viridiplantae; Streptophyta; Magnoliopsida; Zingiberales; Musaceae
Product: farnesyl pyrophosphate synthase 1
Exons: 12
Coding region: 105-1175 (356 amino acids)
Biological process (GO): trans, trans-farnesyl diphosphate biosynthetic process
Cellular component (GO): cytoplasm
Molecular function (GO): (2E,6E)-farnesyl diphosphate synthase activity; dimethylallyltranstransferase activity
Source: RefSeq, a predicted model, not a curated record